This is a messenger RNA of Penicilliopsis zonata CBS 506.65, 656 nucleotides long. RefSeq lists its product as hypothetical. The transcript is spliced from 2 exons. Lineage: Eukaryota; Fungi; Ascomycota; Eurotiomycetes; Eurotiales; Aspergillaceae. The coding region runs from base 262 to 576 and encodes 104 amino acids. The record is from RefSeq and is a predicted model, not a curated record.
CUGCGUUCUUGCUUCGUGUCUACUCUGGAUCACUCAGAUAAGAUUACGAUUUGAUUAAACUCCCGGUAUCAAGUAGUCGGGACUGGGGAGACGGGGCUGCAGCAAACCUGUCAACCCUUCUUGCUGGCUACCAAAAUCGCAGCUACGUCAUACUCCGCACCCAAUCUCUCGCUGGAACAAGACUUUCUCUUGACAGCCCAAAACGAGCUGUGCGCUUCCUUACGACUGGUGACUUCGCGCUGCGAUCUCGCCUUGGAGACGAUGGCAGAACAAUACCAGAUACGGUCUCGUGCAGAAUGGGAAAGGAUGGUGCGAGAUUGGGGUUUCGGUAAUGUUUUUAUCUGGACUGAUGGCAGUAAUGCCUAUUACCCGUCACACACUCAUUCUGGGCUAACAACCCAUCUCAUCCGCCGGGGGACUCUUACCAUCACGUACCCCGAAGACAACACAUCGUUACACCACGGAGAAGUGAAGAAAGAGAGAUCUGGGCCAGGUGCCCGGAUCGAUGUUCCUGCUGGAAAGCUACAUGGGGUAUGGAUAGGCAGUGAAGGAUGCGAGUAUAUAGUUGGGGAGUAAAGUUAUAAUAUAAACUGUAUUGGGGAAUAUCUGAACAUGUCUAUAUAAAAACCUGACUAUCUCGAAAAGAGGCUUUGGAG